Fibroporia radiculosa is the source of this 459-nucleotide messenger RNA. RefSeq lists its product as uncharacterized. The coding region runs from base 1 to 459 and encodes 152 amino acids. Lineage: Eukaryota; Fungi; Basidiomycota; Agaricomycetes; Polyporales; Fibroporiaceae. The record is from RefSeq and is a predicted model, not a curated record. The transcript has 5 exons.
AUGUCCGCCCCGCCCCAAAUCGCUGUCCGCCACCCCCUUGCUGUAGUGUUUCUGCUGCACAUCGCACUGGAGGUCCCAAUAGCGCUACAGGGACUCUGGUCGCCCGUCAGCUUGCCAUUCCUACAGCUGACGAACACGACGCUCAUAUUCAUCAAGAUGUAUUCCGCUUUGGUAGCAGGACUCUGUAUCGCCGCACUGCUCAUGUUCCCGCUACCUGAGUUUUUGCCCGGCAAGCGUGCUCUCGGACUGGCUCUUUGCUUCUACCACGUCACCUGUUCCACCAUCCUGUAUAAUGCCCCCCGUUUUAUCCCGCACACACUCGGACCUCUCGCUGAAUCGUACAAGAUUACUCCCGAAUUAGUCUGGGGGACGGGGCAUGGAAUCGUUGGCUUCUCAUUUGCAAUCUGGUGGCAACUUACCGUUGGUAUCGCUCGACUGGCCCAUCAGAAGACACAAUGA